This is a messenger RNA of Daldinia childiae, 939 nucleotides long. Its product is annotated as Cutinase. Lineage: Eukaryota; Fungi; Ascomycota; Sordariomycetes; Xylariales; Hypoxylaceae. Gene Ontology annotation, molecular function: cutinase activity. The transcript has 3 exons. Bases 1 to 939 code for a protein of 312 amino acids. Gene Ontology annotation, cellular component: extracellular region. Gene Ontology annotation, biological process: carbohydrate catabolic process. The record is from RefSeq and is a predicted model, not a curated record.
AUGGUAUCCGUUGCUGGUAUGCAUGUACAUGCGAAUUUGAAACAUGUCAUGUUAUCCGGUUUUAUUGCCUCUUUAUAUUUUGUGUCUACGUCACCAGUGUUAGCGGCCGCCAUCAUAGGUCACCGGGACACGGCUGUCUCUGUAAACGAAUGGGACCCCGUGCUUCAGGAAAUCGAAGGCGCACAAUGUGCCGACCUUGCAGUGAUCUUCGCUCGCGGUACCUUUGAUAAAGGAAACCUAGGACCCUGGGUUGGUGGUCCGUUCCGUGAUGCCUUGGUUACUGGAUCGACGGGCGUCAAUCUGGCGAUCCAAGGCGUCAGCACUAAUAACUACACGGCCGAUUUAGCUGGCUACAUUGAAGAAGGAGGAUCAAGCAGUUGCGCUACGAGUAUCGGAGAGAGCGUACAGAAAUAUGUCUCGUAUUGCCCAGAUGCUAAAGUUGCCAUUUGGGGAUGGAGCCAAGGUGCUCAGUGCGCACACAAAGCGUUGGGCGAACUAGGCAGCGCGGUUACAAAUGUUAUCGCGUUGGGGGUAUUCGGCGAUCCGAUUAGCGUUUGGCAGGACAGCGUAGAUUAUCCUACGAUACCAGAAGGCAUCACGCUCCUAUCGUAUUGCGAGAAGAUAACUUCGGAUCCUCUUUGUACUGAUCCGAUGGAAGACUUCCCACAGAGUCCCAAAGCGUUCAUCGACAGACUCAAGACUAUCUGGGAAGAGGUAGAUACGACGCAUAUGAACGAUGCCCAAAAAGAAGCUGUUGGAGAGCUUCUAGUUGAGCUCCCUAAACAGGCCAUUAAAGAACUCGGCCAGCUCGCGAAGGAUAUCUCCCAAGGUCACUUACGACGCUGGAUGCUGAGUCCGCAACACUUUUGGUACGGCAUCGACGGGAAGGUUAAGAUAGCUGUAGACGAUCUUCUUCGUGUAUAUAAUAGUCAAACGUAG